GAUAAGACACCAUAGAAAGAUUGACACGAAGGAAUUUGAGAAAGCGCAUCCCGAAUACUGAGUCGGUAUUUCCUCCUUCAUUUAUCGGCAUUUUCUAAGAGUUGGGGAGCAAUCUGUGGUAAAAGAAAGGUUUUUAAAAUGCCAAGCAAGAAGAAGAAGUACAACGCAAGAUUUCCACCUGCACGAAUCAAGAAAAUUAUGCAGAAAGAUGAAGAUGUUGGAAAAGUGGCAGCUCCUGUGCCUGUGCUUAUAUCCAAAGCCUUGGAGAUCUUUGUCGAAGGUCUUAUAACAAAAGCAUCGCAGGAAACCCUCUCAAGGAAUGCAAAGACUCUUACCACGUCUCACAUAAAGCAAUGCAUUGAGCAAGAAAACAAGUUUGACUUCUUGAAGGAUCUGGUGGAAAAUGUACCCACCAUUUCAUGCGAAGAUGACGACUCAAACAGUGGAUCAAUACAAUCUGAUAAGCUUCCAAAUUCAAGAAGAAGAAAGGGUAUAAGAAGGGAUGCCUCGGCUCAAAGCAGUGUCCAGUCGGUAGAUGAGCCAUCAUCAGAUGAGGAUUCUUUUGAAUCUGACGAAUCAGAGAGUAAAGACGAGAGGCAAAGACAUCCGGCAGAGACCAGUAAUGCCUCAGCAGCUAAUUCAUCAUCAUCAUCAUCACAUCCACCAUUUCACACAGUACCCCAAUCCUACCAUAAUAGCUUUCCUUAUCCAGGGCAGCUUGCAUCAGGCGCCAUGUACCCUUCCGCAAUGCCUCCACCCACGAUGCCUCCGCCGCCUCUACUACCUCCUCAACACGGCGCCCUCUCUGGCAAUACACCGGCCAUGGGGGCGUACCUCGCACCCCAGCCGCAGGCCUCACGGAACAAUGACAAUGAUGAGGAUAGCGAUGAAGACUAUGACGCGUAGUAGCUUUUAUAAUAUAGUAUUUGAAGAAAUGUGAAAAACAUUGUGUGAAACAUUAAAAGAAGCACUUUGCCAGGAUGCCUUAAAGAUUGGUUAAGGGAAUGGAUCGUAAGGAUGAAAAGAGAUGGAGACGUUGCUUUGUAAAAAACAAGCCAGGAUGACAUUCAUCAGUGAGAUGCCACUUCUUUUCUACCUGCAGAGUUGACCCAUCCUGAAGGAGACAUUUGCUUGUAUUAACAAGUCAGGAUGACAUUCAUCAGAGAGAUGCAACUUCUUUUCUACCUGCACACUUGGCCCAGCCGUCUUACAAAGAGUUACGAUUGAUCCAAUCAAUCUCAAGUGUAUGGAAAUCCAUCAAUGUCAUAAUUUUUUCUUUAGGAAAUUUGCUCAAUGUCCUUUGGAAACAAAGAGAAGCAUACUGCAUUGUCAAGAAAACGGUGAAUGUAUGAAUAUACAUCAUUUCUAUAAAAUAUUUUGAGCAAACAUGUAUUUUAGAUGUUGACGUUGCUGGCUUUCCAUAGUUAUGAUUGAUAGGAUCAAUCGUAACUCUUUGUUAGACGGGGCCCAGGAUGACGUUCAUCAGGGAGAUGCAAUUUUUUCUACCUACUGAUUUUGACCAGUUUGAUGAGAAAUACUUAUUGAGUGCUUUAGAGAUAAUCUACUUCUGUGAAGAGAAAUGCUUAAUUGAGUGCAUUUCAGAUGAUGUAUUUCUAGAUCUUGGACUCCGAUUGAGAGAUGGAACUUCUUUCUACCGUUAGUCUUGACCCAGCUUGAAGAGAAAUACAUGAUAGCCCAUAUUCUGGAAUUGCUUUGAUUUAGACUCUGGUCUAAUGUUGUGGCUAACAGGCCAAGGUCAACGCUGCUGCAUAUUUUGCAUUGCGUAAUGCAGGUGAAGCUGCCGCGGGUGCUCCUCAUGUCUAUAAAUUAAUAUAGGAGAUAUCCGUUUUGUGAAUCAAAUUGAUGAAAGAAAUGUCAGGUUAUACAUUUUUUUUUAUUAUGAAAUAUGUGAAUUCGUACGCAUUUGCUACUCACGAAUCCCAUUUUUUUUCUCCGUUUUUUGUCUCGCCCACCAGAGGUGAAGGAGAGACUAAGGGAUCCAAAUGUUGUCCGUCCAUCACAAACAUUAUGACAUAUAACUCCACAACCAUGAGUCACUUUUCAACCAAACUUGGAUGGUAGAUGUACUUAGGAGACCUGCAUGUACUUGUAAUGCUGCAGUUGGAGGUCACAUGGUAUGGUCAAAGGUCAUUGUCAGGUCAACAUUAAAGUUUAUGUGCAAGGCUUUCUUAUGACACAGAACUCCACAACCAUAAGUCACUUUUCAACCAAACUUGGAUGGUAGAUGUACUUCGGGGACCUGCAUGUUGUGCUGCAGUCGGAGGUCACAUGGUAAAGUCAAAGCUCAUUUUGAGGUCAACAUUAAAGUUAAUGUGCAAGACUCUUAUGACAAAUGUUAUUCCAUCCCAGUAAUUUACAAUGAACUUUUGAUACAAUUCUGUUACGUGCCCUUGCAAAUCACAAUAUUUCUGGGUACUUUCACAAGUGGGCGAGACACAACAUCGCUUUUUUUAAUAUGCCUUGUUAUGAGUUUUAUUAUGACUAUUGUGUAGCUCCAAGGAGCAGGUCCAAGCUAUUAUAUCCGUGCUGACAGUUCAAAGUACAUGUAUCUGAAUUUUCUGUUUCAUUAUUGGAUGCAUACCAUUUAGAACAUGGUUACUAGGAGUAAACAUAUUCAUUUGUUAAUAAGUUUGGAAAUAAUUUGCAAGUACUAUGAGGCUCAGAAUUAAGAUGGUGUGGUAAUUAGGUUUGGUAGAUAGAUGUAGAGUUCACUUAUUUUGCAACUUUCUUGUGAUGAGGUUAGUAUUUGUGUUUGUUUUAUUGGAAUGAUUUACCACUUAUAAUUAGGCAGUCUCCAUUACUAGAAACCGUUCCUACAAAGCAGAAAAGCAUUGGAAACCCAUCUUUUUUGUAGUAUGUAGUUCUAAGAUUAAAAAUUCCAUUCAAUGGAUUCAUUGUUAGGGCCUUGGGCAUAAUGGGAAAAGCAUAGUAUUAUAUUUUGUGUUGACUAUUCUGCAAAAGUGGAUCCAAAGGUUUUCCAGAGUUUUCACCUAUUGUUUUUAUGAUUAAUCUCUGGUUUUUUACCCUGGAUCUACUUGUCGUAGAAUUUUUAACACCCCCCCCACCCCUGGAAUUCUUUCCACAAUACCUAAAUUCAUAUUAUUGUAAAGUCUCAUUAUCACUCAUUGCAAUGAAGUGGCAUCUCUUUUGUGUGUGUAAUUAUGGAAUGUGCAGUCACCCUGAAUAUAGGGCAAAGUCGAAAGUGAAAUUUGCAAACUGUUUUCUAAUCAGGUUCUAAAUUUCUUGUAAACAUGCUAUGUGUUUUGUAAGCACCCAUUUCAUUAAGGGUUUUGUUUUAAGUGAAAUUCUUGAAUGUUCAACAAACAAUGAAACCAACGUCUCAAUCUUGUUUUUACAGCAAACAACAAAUUGUUUAAUCUGGCACCCAAUCUAUCCUUCAUUUUGUUUUUGCAUUGCUUCUGCAUAUUUACCAGGACUGCACAUUUCAUGAUUGCAUAAACAUAACAAUCUUUUUAACUGUAAAAUUUGACUUGUAGAAUUUAUUUUUUUAGGGUUCAUUUGCAAUCAAAGAGCUAUUAAAUUUCUAAAUUAGUGAUAUGUCAUACCCCUGAUGCUGUAGUCCAUUUCUUCAAAUAUCAAGGAAUCAUUUGAAAUUUUAGAAAUUAGGUCUGUAAUAUAUUCUUAGGCUGGCAAGGCAGAUGGACAAAUUUUAUUAUGUCAAGAAUCCAUCUGAUUUCUUUUUUCCAUAAUUACAAUAAUAUAUGAUGCCAGUUGUGUGUUUCUCUUCUUAAGAAAAUCAACCAAUUGUAUAGGCUUAGUACAUGUAUUAGAAAGUGAUAGUAUAUUGUGAGAUUGUUUUAGAAUUUUGAACAGUUUAUGGCACUCAGCAAAUUUCCGGAAGGUGUUUCACAAUCAGAUGAAUCUGACGUCAAUUAAUGUUCAAGUAUUAACAAUAACAUGCACAUGAUAUUAUUGUGCAGUCCCAUUGAUUCAUAUGGCAUAUGCAGUAGAGUAUGUCUUCUGUGCGCGAUCCAACCAAUUUUUAGUCACAGUUAAAUCUUUGUGAAACACCCCUCUGAUUUGUUACAAGCCAUCCCAAAACCAGCAUUUAGUUGCCAGGAUCUCUUUAAAUAGCUAAUUUUAAAAUGAUAAAAUUAGUUUAUCUAAAAGAGUAUCUUUUCUUCUCAAUACUGUCAAAAUUUGAAGUUGUAAAAUUCAAUAAAAGACGAGGUACAGGAGUUUCAUUACACCCUUAUUUCGGACUUCUUGGAAGUUUCAUGGAGAUUGCUCAGAGUGCACAUCUCUUGCUUGAGUGACCCCUGAACUUCAAACCUUGUUUUCUCCUAAUGUUUUGAAGCGCUCAUUGAAUUUCUUCUACCUUCUAUCAAGUACUUUUAAUGGUUACUGUUGUUCCAUUUCGACAAGUUCAGGUUUUGACAAUCAUUUGUAAGCUUAGCAUGUGCUUUUUCAAGCUCAAUGAAAUUUCCAAAACUCAUUUGAGCGACUUAUUGAUGGUUUUGGCAUGGCAUAUCACAUCUCUCUCUCACGUCACAUGUAAUAUCAGAUAGCUUGGACCUGCUCUAUAGUGUACGAUAGUGUACGAUUGUCUGUAUUAUAUGAUUGCUUUGUAUUCAUGAUUUUUUUUUCUUUCUUGGAGAAAAUGUAAGGCCAGCAGCUGAGAAGAUUCAUUCAGGUUACAGGACCAUAGCAGUUGACCUCAAUCGAUUGAUGGUGGUAGGCUCUGAACCUCACAAACAUGGCUUCCUGUCUGGUUUAAGCUGGGAUCUUCCUGCCAGAAUCACACAAUUUGUGACAUCACUACCAAGAGAUCUAUUUUUCAGUGUACAGAGAAGGGCACUGGACACUUGUGCAUGAUAUACAACUCACCACAAUGUAAGUGCUUUAUUAAUGAUUUCAAUGAUAUUUUGUGUAGCCUAGAGUAUGUGAGGCAAUGCAAUCGGUUUUCCAGUAUGCUGAGGGCAAUAACUAGUGUGGAAACAGUGGGCAGAAAUUUCCCUACCAUCAGGAUUUUUAUCCAUAUUUUACUUUAAUUGCAAUUUUUAAAUUUGUGAAAUUUUAAUCAGUUGAUUGUAGUCUUUAGUAUAUACCUCCCUGUACUAAUCUGUUCCAGCUGUUGCUUUAAAUUCAUCUGUUUCACAUCAUUGCAACAUGUUAUUUGUCAUGACUGAUAUUAUAAUGUGCUAAGAAGAUAAAAAUAUUCUUUUACAAGGAAAUUCAGAUAUGUUUACAGACUUUGAUCCCAUUAAUUUGUUUAAUUACAGAACCACUACAGAGCAGUGUGAAUUAUUUUGCAAUAUAUUUAUUCCCUUUUCUGUACAUGUUAAUUUUUUGGACAUCACUUUACGUGGUCAUUUCACUAUGAACCUACAUUAACCUCAUGUUUAUGCUAAUGCCGAUGGCACCACCAGAAACAAAAGGUUUGCGCGAGUGCCGAGUUUGUAUCCAUCAUGUAAUCAUAGAAUGUGAAGAGAUAAUGUGGACUGCACGAAUGUUUAGAUAUGUGAUGAUCAAGGUAGAUUCUCAAUAUAGGUUUGUCUGCCCAAAUCUUCAAUUUCGGAUAUAAAAUUUUCACCCAUUUUUGUGAGGGUUGUAUGCUUCAAUGAUUCUCCCACAAUGUGUAAAAAAAAUAUGCUCCUUAAAUCACAGCAAUACAUGUCUAGAAUCUAGUUUCAGAAGUGCAAUGUUGAAUUUUGAUUUCUAGAGCCUUGCCAGUGUAGUGUUUCAAGUUGAACCUUAUCACCUUAUUUGUAAUGGGGAUUUGCAUGUUCUUCAAAUUUCAUUGGAGCGAUUUAGCCAAGAUGGCUGUAGGCCUUGUUGGCAUUAAGAUUGAUCAAAAACUGGUUUGCACUCCAAGUUGACGCAGAUAACCAUUUGUGCCUACACAAAGAAUUGAAGAGAGCAACUGUUGACUUACGUUAGAAGUGUCUUCCAGAAAUCUGUUUCAUGUGCAGCGUGACAUCUUUGUAUUUGGCAUUUGGAAAUCUGGUGUGUUAAUCUUCAAGUACUGUCUGACAAUGCUGUUCUUUUCAGCUUACGCAUGAUAUCCAGAGCUCUUCAAGAUCUCAUGAAAGUCACACAUGUAUGGGACAUUCAAAUGCUGAUAUUUUUGUGAGUGUUGGCCUCUUUGUGGCAGGGUUCCCAGCCCAUCAGGGAAAUCAAGGAAAAUUGUUUUACUUUUUUCCAGUCAGGGAAAAAUCAGGGAAUUUGAAAAAAAAUACCUAAAAUCAGGUAAAAAUGCCUCAAAUGAGGGGAAAAUCAGGGAAUUUGAUUAGCCCAAAAGUUGAAAGCACGGUAGUCAGUCAGACUGUUAUAUUUUUCUUGCAUAUCAAAACAACAUCCAUUGAAUGACUGGUUAUGGUGCUACUAAUUAGUUUUACACUAUUGUUUUCAUACUGAAAAUACAUGUAAUUCACUGCAACAACUUAGAAAACAUGCAAAACUAGGAAUUGGUUUAAAUAAUGAUCAGGGAAUUUUUUAACUCCAUCAGGGAAAAAUCAGGGAUUUUUUUUUUCUUGAAAAGCUGGGAACCCCGUUGUGGUGGCAUUAGAGGAAUCCUCAGUGGAUCUAGUUCCAGAUGAUCAUGUUUGUUCUUUUUUCAUCCAUUAGUGAUGUUUCCCCGUGUUUAUUGGAUUUUGCCAGAUUUAUUUGACUCUGAUGAAAUGAAAGGAACUGUGAAGUCUUGGUUUCAUAAGUUCAGUCAAUAAAGAAUAUUCUGUGCUCUUCUCACAUGCUGAUAUUGUCACCAAAAGGGAAGCUACAUACAUUUUCUGGCUUAGUCUGCUAGUGUAAAGCCUCAUUUUGAAUUAUAAAAGGCAGAUCAUUUAGCCUUUGUCAACAUUGCUUUUCUGUGUCCAGGAGGAAACCCUUUUUAUUGGGAAGGAUUUAGGAUAGAUUUCCCAUGUAGAGGGAAGUUCACCAAGUUCAGGUAUUCAGAAAUGUUGUCCCUGAAAGUGAAGAGAAACUUUGGUUUACUGUGUUAAAGGUAUAUGUGCUUAGCAUUGCCACUUGUAUAUUCACUUCCUAAUAUCGUUACUGUAUCCCCUUCUUGCUCAUCAAUCCCAAAGAAACAUACAAAACAACAAUUUUCCAUCAACAAUUAGGGAGUAGCCUGCCAGAAAGACCGAGCCGGCUUUUAUUACCAAUGUUCUCUUGCCACAUUGUUACAAUUUCAGAUUAGCAACAAAUAUUAUAAUCAUUUGAAAACUUGAGACAAUCAAAAUUAUCUAAUAACCCGAUCAAAAUAUCAACUGAUAUUAUUUUUCAUAUCUAGAACAAGAUAAAUUUUUAUCUGUACUGUAAACGAUAUGGAACUCUUUCCUUAAGUUCCAUACCCAGACCAAUUUCCUUAGGGUGAAAAAACCAGAGAUAAACUGUAUAAGGAAAAACCUAAUGGAAAAUCGCCUUAAAAGAAUUCAGGUCAAAAAAUGAGCUGAAUUUAUUUAUGAACAACAAUUCUAACCGUUCUAAUUUUUUUUAAUUUUAAAUAUUUAGGUGUUGUAAAAAGAUCUGACAAAGCUAGAAUGGCUACCACGCCUUCCUCCUUCCCAGUUAUACCUUCCCAGACAUUCCUUUCUCCUCAAGCACAAUAAACUUCCACCUGCAUAAAAUAUUCAAACCUUCCCGCUUCCGCAGGCUCGUGGCCACUCGCCACAGAACCUGUUACGUAAUCAUUCAUGAAUGUUCAUAUACAAAGUUUUCCUGCUCUACGAUGUACCACAGGAAAAUACAAAUAUUGGGAGAAUGGCCUCCACUCAGUGAUUCAGUUCGCCUGUAAGCCUUCAUCUUUUCCUGAAGCUUGAUAGGAAGUGGUGCUGGGCCGUCUAUCCACCUAAUUUCCAGUCUGUGGGUGGGGCAGUGAUUGGUAGAUUGUUCCAACUGUCGGUGGCCCUUUGGCUAAAGAAAGGAUUUCCUCCAUCCAUUCUGGAAAAAAGUUUGGUAAUUCUUUUUUAUCUGAUGCAGUCUGUGAAAGUUGACUUUGCUUCUUAAUUGCGUUUUUUUGGUUAUAGUUUCCUACAUCCAGUCUGGAAGCAGUUUUGGGAAUUUCAUAAAAUGCAGUCAGUGAAAGUUGGCAUAGCUUCUUGAUGACCAUAUGGCAUUAGAAUUGGUUUGCUAUAUCCAUGGAAAGAAUUUUUGGAAAUUUCAUUUGGUGUCGUCUCUAAAAUUUGACAUUGCACUUCACUACUAGGGGUCAUGCAUUGUAUUGUAAUGAUAGAUAGGGGAUUAUAAACCAUUGUGGGAUAUAAAGUGUACUCCCUCAGGACAAGCCUAUGUUGAGGUCCUAACUUAUUAGAUCUAUCUAUCAUUGUCGGUGCCUCGCCUGAUCACUCAGAGUUCAUGGUUAUAUGAUGGAUACAUUAUGCAAGCAAACAUUUGGUUCUAAUCAAUAAAUCAAAAUGCAGUGUUCCUUGAAGUUCAUAUGAACACAGUUGCAUUAAUGUACAGAAAAGGGUCUAUUUAUGUGCAAAAUUGUAAUAUAUUCCAUUUGCUCAUUCAAAAAGAACCCCCCCCCCC
Messenger RNA from Lytechinus pictus (painted urchin), 8514 nucleotides. Its product is annotated as dr1-associated corepressor-like. Gene Ontology annotation, cellular component: nucleus; negative cofactor 2 complex. The record is from RefSeq and is a predicted model, not a curated record. Lineage: Eukaryota; Metazoa; Echinodermata; Echinoidea; Temnopleuroida; Toxopneustidae. Gene Ontology annotation, biological process: transcription by RNA polymerase II. Bases 139 to 906 code for a protein of 255 amino acids. The transcript has 7 exons. Gene Ontology annotation, molecular function: RNA polymerase II general transcription initiation factor activity; protein heterodimerization activity; core promoter sequence-specific DNA binding.